Molecule: messenger RNA, 1094 nt
Organism: Drosophila obscura
Lineage: Eukaryota; Metazoa; Arthropoda; Insecta; Diptera; Drosophilidae
Product: mitochondrial glutamate carrier 1
Exons: 3
Coding region: 99-1046 (315 amino acids)
Biological process (GO): malate-aspartate shuttle; L-glutamate transmembrane transport; aspartate transmembrane transport
Molecular function (GO): L-aspartate transmembrane transporter activity; L-glutamate transmembrane transporter activity
Source: RefSeq, a predicted model, not a curated record
UUAGUAGUACUUUUGUCGACUUACUGUUUAGUUGUUCCUUCAUGUUUUUCGGAAUUUAGUUUUUUUUUGUUUUGUUGUAAGUGAAAUUUGUAGUUAUAAUGGCGGAUCAAAAGAAACCGGCCUCGUUUAAUGUACUUCCCAAGAUCAUCAAUGGCGGGAUCGCUGGCAUCAUUGGAGUCACCUGUGUGUUCCCCAUGGAUUUGGUGAAGACCCGUUUGCAGAAUCAGCAGCUGGGACCCAAUGGCGAGAAGAUGUACAGUAGCAUCAUUGAUUGUUUUCGCAAGACCAUCGCACAAGAUGGAUUCUUUGGCAUGUACAGGGGAUCCGCAGUAAACAUCCUAUUGGUAACGCCGGAAAAGGCCAUCAAGUUGGCGGCCAAUGAUUAUUUUCGCUUUCAACUGGCCACGCCAGAGGGUAAGCUGCCGUUGCAUAUGGCGGGUAUAGCCGGUGGCUUGGCUGGGCUGUUUCAGAUUAUUGUCACAACACCCAUGGAGCUGCUCAAGAUCCAGAUGCAGGACGCGGGACGCAUUGCUAGCGCAGAGCGUGCCGCCGGCAGGGAGGUGCAAAAAAUGACAGCCCUGGGCGUGGCCAAACAGCUGGUCAAAGAGCAUGGCAUAUUUGGUCUGUACAAGGGUGUGAAGGCCACUGGGGUGCGGGAUGUGUUGUUUUCGGUGAUCUACUUCCCAAUGAUGGCUACCAUCAAUGAUGCUGGGCCCCGCAAGGCGGAUACCUCUGGUGAAGCGGUCUUCUAUUGGUCUCUGAUCGCCGGUCUGUCUGCUGGCAUGGUGUCUGCGCUACUGGUCACGCCCUUUGACGUGAUCAAGACCCGUCUGCAGGCUAUCAAGAAGAUCGAAGGCGAGAAGGAGUUCGAUGGCUUCUUUGACUGCUUCAGCAAGACUCUAAAGCAUGAGGGUCCCACGGCCUUCUUCAAGGGCGGUAUUUGCCGUAUUAUGGUUCUUGCCCCGAUGUUUGGCAUCGCCCAAAUGGUGUACUUUACCGGCGUGGGCGAGAGGAUCCUGGGCAUUGAAAGGAAGAAGUCCGUUUAGUGUUAGUGUAGUCAGUGUAUGAAUAAAUUGUAUGUGUAUUUUGUGUAA